AUGAUUAUCAUGAUUGUCAUCAAACUAGACUUCCAACUAUGACUUCUAAUAGUAGAAUAUGUCAUAUGGCAACUACAUUAAUUAAUAGUAUGCCUAAUAUUUUAAAAAUUCCAUUUAUUUCUUCAAAUAAUUUUUCAGUUUUUAAAUCUGGAUUAAUUUCA
Dentiscutata erythropus is the source of this 161-nucleotide messenger RNA. The record is from the annotation of a GenBank genome assembly. NCBI's taxonomy places the organism in Eukaryota, Fungi, Glomeromycota, Glomeromycetes, Diversisporales, Gigasporaceae.